Scatophagus argus is the source of this 2558-nucleotide messenger RNA. RefSeq names its product protocadherin alpha-8-like. Gene Ontology annotation, molecular function: calcium ion binding. Gene Ontology annotation, cellular component: plasma membrane. The transcript has a single exon. The coding region runs from base 153 to 2558 and encodes 801 amino acids. NCBI's taxonomy places the organism in Eukaryota, Metazoa, Chordata, Actinopteri, Scatophagidae. The record is from RefSeq and is a predicted model, not a curated record. Gene Ontology annotation, biological process: homophilic cell-cell adhesion.
UCCUAUGUGCUGAAGCUUUUGUUUGGUACCUAACAACGGAGGACGCAUUUGAGCAUGCGAGUCGAAAGGGAUCAUGUGGUGUGUCUUCUGAACGUACGGUGCUAAACAGAUCGAAUAUAUACAUUUGAUUUAUAGCAGAAACAGGCUUUUGGAUGUGUUUGUGCAGCUGGAUAAUGAUGGGGAGUGUAAGACGACAUCGAUCAAGUGGCAAUCGUUGGUUUGCUUUACAUUUUUUCUUGCUGCUGGUUUUCGGAAAGCAGGCUUUGGCUGAACUGAGAUACUCUAUUCCAGAGGAGAUGAAAGAGGGAACUGCUGUCGGAAAUGUCGCUAAGGAUCUUGGUCUGGAUAAAACCUCGUUGGCUGAUCGGCGGUUUCGUGUUGUGUCUGGAUCUAAGGACGCAUUUUUCGAGGUAAACCCGGAUAAUGGUGCCCUAGAGAUCCGGAAAAAAAUAGACAGAGAGGAGCUGUGUCAGGGAAGUGGCGCAUGCUUGAUAGAGCUGAAAAUCCUUGUCGAAAAUCCUUUGGAAAUACACUAUGUAGUUGUCGAAAUCACUGAUGUAAACGAUCACUCUCCCAGUUUUCCUGAAAAGAGCCAGCAAUUUCAAAUUGCAGAACAUGCAUCGCCCGGAACUCGAUUUCAGCUGCAUGCGGCCCGUGAUCCCGAUGCUGGCAUGAAUUCUAUCCGCACAUACACGUUAACGUCAAAUGAUCAUUUUGAAAUCGAUAUAAGUCAAAGUGAUGAGGAUAAAAUACCAUUUUUAGUGCUGAAGAAGUCCUUAGACAGAGAACAAAAGACUAAACACUUGCUCCUUGUUACAGCAGUUGAUGGCGGUAAACCUCAAAGAUCAGGAACACUAAAUGUUUCCAUUACUGUACUUGAUAUUAAUGAUAAUCGUCCUGUGUUCAGUCAGAAUACUUAUCAAAUAGAAAUAUAUGAAAACAUCCCAGUUGGCACAACUCUCACAAGAGUGAAUGCUGUAGAUCCAGAUGAAGGGACUAACGGUGAAAUAGAGUACAGCCUGAGCAAAGCAUUAGCACGUAAAAUUUACGACAUCUUUGAACUGGAUAGUUCAAGUGGACAAAUUAAACUGAAAGGAGCGUUGGAUUUUGAGGAGUCAGAGAUUUAUAAACUGGAUGUUGAAGCGUCGGACAAGGCAACACCUCCAUUAACGGGAAGGUGUAGAGUCAUUAUAAAGAUAAAAGAUGUCAAUGACAAUCCACCAGAAAUAGAAGUCACAUCACUGUCAAAUACAGUGUCUGAAGACUCCAAACCUGACACGAUUAUUUCUCUUAUUAGUGUAACAGAUAAAGACUCCGGUGUAAAUGGAAAAAUAAUAUCAAGCAUAAGCUCUGACGUACCUUUUGAAUUAAAACCUUCCUAUAAGGAGAACAUAUAUUCAGUUGUCACGAAGGGAUUUUUGGAUCGAGAGGAGGUGUCACAAUAUGAAAUAACAAUACAGGCCACUGAUUGUGGUGAACCUCCCUUAUCUACGUUUAAAACUCUCAACAUUCAGAUAUCAGAUGUGAAUGACAACAGUCCACAUUUUGAACAAAAUCCAUUACAGUUUUAUCUGUCAGAGAAUAACGUUGCUGGAGCGUCAAUAUUCUCUGUAAGCGCAAGUGACAAUGAUGUGAGUGACAAUGCAGUGAUUUCCUAUCAUAUAGCGAGAGGAAAUGAAGUAACAUCUUUCCUCAACAUAAAUCCAGAUAAUGGACAAAUCACCGCCCUGAAAAGUUUUGACUUUGAGACCCUGAAAACGUUCCAGUUCCAAGUCGUGGCCACAGACUCUGGAACUCCGUCACUGAGCAGCAACGUCACAGUGAACGUGUUCAUUCUGGAUCAGAACGACAACGCUCCAGUCAUCCUGUAUCCAGUCAGCUCCAACGGCUCUGCUGAAGGUGUGGAGGAGAUUCCCCGCAAUGUGAACGCAGGACACUUGGUGACUAAAGUCAGAGCCUAUGACGCUGAUAUAGGAUAUAACGGCUGGUUACUCUUUUCACUGCAGGAAGUCACUGACCACAGUCUCUUUGCUUUGGACCGCUAUACAGGACAGAUCAGAACACUUCGCUCAUUCACAGAGACAGACGAGGCUGAGCACAAACUGCUCAUACUGGUCAAAGACAAUGGGAACGUUUCCCUCUCAGCAACAGCUACUGUGAUUGUCAAAGUGGUGGAGCCCAAAGAGGCUUUUGCAGCCUCUGAUGUCAAAAGUGCAGCAAAAGAUGAUGAGGGGAAUGAUGUGACUUUUUAUCUCAUCAUAACUUUGGGCUCAGUUUCAGUCCUUUUCCUCAUCAGUAUCAUCGUGCUGAUUGCAAUGCAGUGCUCCAAAUCCACAGACUAUACUUCUAAAUAUCUACAAGAGACUAAUUAUGACGGGACACUGUGUCACAGCAUCCAGUACAGAUCUGGAGACAAACGCUACAUGUUAGUUGGACCCAGAAUGAGUAUAGGAUCUACUAUAGUCCCUGGCAGCCACGCCAACACACUGGUGCUCCCUGACAGGAGGAGGACAUCUGAGGAGGUAAGCUGGUUUCAUGGUUCGCGCUUUAGCUGUUAA